Microthlaspi erraticum is the source of this 528-nucleotide messenger RNA. The record is from the annotation of a GenBank genome assembly. Lineage: Eukaryota; Viridiplantae; Streptophyta; Magnoliopsida; Brassicales; Brassicaceae.
AUGUCCCACACCGAAUUAGAACACGGAACAAUCGGAGAUGGACGGCUUUCGUUCGCUGACGGUGAAGAUGUCGUUUCAUGCUUCUUCUUGAAUGUGUUCGAAUAUUAUGACUCCGACAACGACGAGUAUUCGAGGAGCGAGUCUCCGGUGAGUAAGUCAGAGGAGAGAGAGUGUAGGAUUUGUAAAUUGGAGGUUGGAUCGUAUGGUCAGGGCUUGAUUGAGUUGGGAUGUUCGUGUAAGGAUGAUUUGUCGUUUGCUCAUCGACAAUGUGCUGAGACUUGGUUCAAACUCAAAGGAGACGAAGUAUGUGAGAUUUGCCACUCGGUGGCGAGGAACGUGGCCGGCGGGAAUGAGAUGAUAGAGGGGGAGGAGGAUGUGGACGUGGAGGUGGUGGAGGGAGGAGGAGGAAAUGAGACGGUGGGGGAAGACAGAGAGAGCUGGUGGUGGAAGCGGCGGCUUGUGUUGAUCAUUGUGUUAAUUUGUUGGGUGUCAGCAUUUCUCAUGUACCUCUUGCAAUCCGAACUUUAG